Molecule: messenger RNA, 1436 nt
Organism: Haliotis rubra (blacklip abalone)
Lineage: Eukaryota; Metazoa; Mollusca; Gastropoda; Lepetellida; Haliotidae
Product: dentin sialophosphoprotein-like
Exons: 3
Coding region: 121-1170 (349 amino acids)
Source: RefSeq, a predicted model, not a curated record
UAUUGGCGCCAAUGUUAUGAACAACAAACUUUGUACGCCACCAAUCCAUCGAUACAUAAUGAUGAUGACGACAUUACCGCUGUUGUGAUAUGCCAGAUUUCUGCAACACUGAACACAGAAAUGUUGGAAGACAAGAUUGAGUGUGACAAGGCCAACAAGGCAGGGGUUGGCUCUCCGCAGAGCUCCAUACUUGAUUUUUUCGUUUCUCCAAACAAAAGUAGUGCAGGCAAAAAGCAGAAGGAAAAAUGUGCGCCCACAAAUUUACAAGAGUCUUCCGAGAAAGUUGAGGCUGUGGAAAAGCUGGAGACAGAAGAUGCUAUUAAAGGUCAAGGUCAUGACAGCAAUGAUAAUUUGACUGCUGUGGCAAAUGAAAGUUGUGAGAGUGUUAUUUUGCUGAGUGAUGAAUCGAACUCUCAGUGCAAUGGCCAUGUCACACAGGCAGAUUUGUUGAAUCUGUCGGGUGUUUCAAACAGAAAGAGGAGUAAAAGGGAUGGAAAGAGUGAGAAGAAAAGUAAAACCAAGGCUUCAGACAGUGUGGAAGGUGAAAAGUCAGAGAAAGGCAACAAAAAGAAAUCAAGCAAAAAGUUCACAUUACAGAAACAGAAGUCAGUGGAAACAAAAACUGAGGAUGUGACUUCCUUGGUACCUGUGGUCGAUGAGACAAAAAACAAAAUGGUCAAUUCAGAGUCGAAAAUUAUAGACAAUUCAGAGUCGAACAUUAUAGACGAUUCAGAGUUGAAAGUUAUAGACGAAGGACAGACUUCUAAGAAAAGGAAACGUAAUGACAGCGAUGGUGCUGAAAGGAAGCGGAACAGGACUAGUGAAUCAACAGAUGUGCCAGCUGAUCAGUGCCCAGCGACGGAGAUGUCUUACGAGGCCUUUAUCCAAUCACUGACCCCCCGAGGAUGUGCAGACAACACAGGGAAGGAGGAUGUAUCAUGCAAGGAUGAGAAGGGGGAUUUAUCGAAAAUGGCCACGGAGCGAGAUGCAUCACAUGACGAGGAAGACGUUCAGAUCUUCACAGCCAGGCAGGAAGAUCCACCCAAGGAAGUUGCUAAUGCUAACAAAUUGAAAGAUUCAAAGAAGAAAAAGUCUGCCAAAGCUUCAUUAUUCAAGGAGGGUUCUGAGACAGAUAUUCCGCCGCCAGAAAGACGACUCAAGUGGAGAUGAUGGAGAGAAGAAGAAGACUCCAUCCAUACUUAAUUUCUUUGCCAAAGUAAAUACAGAUAAGAACUCUGAGCAUCAAGUCGUGACAGUAAUGGCUGACGUGCACCACGAACCGCUAAAGGAGAAAAGUAUCUCAAAGAAAUCUCCUGAGAACCAGUCAAUUGCUUCACCGAUAGUGUUAUCCCCCAAAUCUCCCGGUGUUGUCAAGCUGGAUGAAGAUAUUGAGAUGCUGAGUUCAGAAACAGUGGAAGAGGUAUCCACCACUAAAA